Molecule: messenger RNA, 210 nt
Organism: Cylicostephanus goldi
Lineage: Eukaryota; Metazoa; Nematoda; Chromadorea; Rhabditida; Strongylidae
Source: the annotation of a GenBank genome assembly
AUGGGCCUUAAGUUGAGAACUCGAGUUCGAGUUCCUGUAAGUCUCGUGCUAUCAUCAAUGCGAGGCGGUGACCUGGGUGGUGGUGGCCAGUGGUGUGGUUCGAUGCGGGAAUGUGGGCGGCGUAAAAGCACUGGUCGUGGACGAGAGGACCUUUGCGUUUGUGGUUCUGUUUCUGCCUUACGGCUGAUCUGUUUCGCCACUCUUCGAUGA